GGGCUUAUAUAAACCCCUCGUCCCUCUUCGAUUCUCCCCACAACCACCAUCUUUCUCCUUCAACACAACAUUUUACAUUUUCUUGUCUGAUUUUUCACUUAGACACCACCAUGCCUGAAGCACCCAAGAAAUCUGCACACAAAUUUCCAUCCAACUUGAGUGUCUCUGAGAAGAACAAAAAGGCUCUUCACUUGAUUGAAGAUGUCACCUCUAGACCUGAUGAAAUUCAGGAGCUUGUUCUUUCAGAAAUACUCUCUCGCAACGCCCAUGUCGAAUAUCUUCGACGUCACGGCCUUGCUGGUCAGACUGACAGAGACACUUUCAAGAAAAUCAUUCCCGUUAUCAAAUACGAAGAUAUUCAGCCAGAUAUCAAUCGUAUUGCCAAUGGUGAUAAGUCUCCAAUCCUCUGCUCUCACCCCAUUUCUGAGUUCUUAACAAGCUCGGGGACAUCUGGAGGUGAAAGAAAACUAAUGCCCACAAUCGAAGAGGAGCUGGAGAGGAGAUCAUUUUUGUACAGUCUUUUGAUGCCUGUGAUAAACCAGUUUGUUCCUGGUUUAGACAAAGGCAAAGGAAUGUAUUUCUUGUUCAUCAAAUCAGAAGCUAAAACUCCUAGUGGCCUUUUGGCUCGUCCUGUUUUAACUAGUUACUACAAAAGUUCCCAUUUCAAAAACAGGCCUUAUGACCCCUACACAAACUACACUAGCCCAAAUGAAACCAUUCUUUGCUCCGACUCCUACCAGAGCAUGUACUCCCAAAUGCUCUGUGGUUUAUGCCUCCACAGUGAAGUCCUUCGUGUCGGAGCUGUCUUCGCCUCUGGUUUCAUCAGGGCCAUCAGGUUCCUUGAAAAGCACUGGCCUAUGUUGUGUCAUGACAUCCGAACUGGGACCCUUAACCGUGAAAUCACUGACCCGUCUGUGAGAGAAGCAGUGCUUAAAAUCCUCAAGCCAGACCAAAAAUUAGCCAAUUUUAUUGAAACUGAGUGUAGCAAAAAGUCCUGGCAAGGAAUCUUGACUAGGUUGUGGCCUAAUACCAAAUAUGUUGAUGUUAUUGUAACAGGGACCAUGUCACAGUAUAUACCAACACUUGAUUACUAUAGUAAUGGCCUCCCACUUGUUUGCACCAUGUAUGCUUCUUCUGAAUGCUACUUUGGUGUCAAUCUUAACCCCCUUUGUAAGCCUAGUGAUGUCUCUUACACACUCAUUCCAACCAUGGCUUACUUUGAGUUCUUGCCUGUUAACAAAAAUAAUGUGGUCACAAAUUCAGUUACUGUCCGUGAUUCUCUGAAUGAGAAAGAGCGACAAGAAUUGGUUGAUUUGGCUGACGUUAAGCUCGGACAUGAGUAUGAGCUUGUUGUCACCACCUAUGCUGGACUCUAUCGAUACAGGGUUGGAGAUGUACUCAGAGUUGCAGGAUUCAAGAAUAAGGCCCCACAAUUCAACUUCAUUUGCCGCAAAAACGUUGUUCUAAGCAUUGAUUCUGAUAAAACUGAUGAGGUUGAGCUACAAAAUGCAGUAAAAAAUGCUGUCACGCAUUUGAUGCCAUUUGAUGCAACUUUAACCGAGUACACAAGCUAUGCAGACACGACAACAAUUCCAGGACACUAUGUUCUGUUCUGGGAGCUUAGUGUUAACGGCACAAUCCCAAUUCCUCCAUCUGUUUUUGAGGAUUGUUGCUUAGCAACUGAAGAAUCAUUUAACAGUGUAUACCGUCAAGGUCGUGCCUCGGACAAGUCCAUCGGACCCCUUGAAAUCAAGAUUGUGGAAUCAGGAACUUUUGAUAAACUUAUGGAUUAUGCCAUUAGCUUAGGUGCUUCAAUCAACCAGUACAAGACACCCCGCUGUGUGAAAUUUGCACCCAUUGUUGAGCUAUUAAACUCAAAAGUCGUGUCAAGUUACUUCAGUCCAAAAUGCCCCAAGUGGUCUCCAGGGCAUAAGCAAUGGAUGAACAUCAAGUCAAGCUAGUGUUCUGCUCUUUCAUCUCAAGGUCCAAAAUCUAGUUUUUUGUGAUCAACUUGGAAAUUUUAAAAGGCUUGAUGUUUUACUUAUCUUAAGCUGUUGUUGUAGUAGGAACUUCUGAAUUAGCCGUGUAUAAAAUUGGGUACCAUUUCAAUCUUAUUUCUGAUCUAGCUA
Daucus carota subsp. sativus is the source of this 2129-nucleotide messenger RNA. Its product is annotated as indole-3-acetic acid-amido synthetase GH3.6. The transcript is spliced from 3 exons. Bases 111 to 1961 code for a protein of 616 amino acids. Gene Ontology annotation, cellular component: cytoplasm. The record is from RefSeq and is a predicted model, not a curated record. Gene Ontology annotation, molecular function: indole-3-acetic acid amido synthetase activity. Lineage: Eukaryota; Viridiplantae; Streptophyta; Magnoliopsida; Apiales; Apiaceae.